Messenger RNA from Lecanosticta acicola, 675 nucleotides. NCBI's taxonomy places the organism in Eukaryota, Fungi, Ascomycota, Dothideomycetes, Mycosphaerellales, Mycosphaerellaceae. The record is from the annotation of a GenBank genome assembly.
AUGUCCGACCGCAGUUCCGGAAUGGACACCUUGAUGGAAGCCUCUACAGCCUCGCUUGACGACACUGUCUUACAGAAUCAUUUGAAACCAAUCACUCUGCUCACGAAGCCCACGACAAUGCAAGCGAGACAUCAUAGCACGCAGAACCCCAACAUGAACGACCUCGACACCAUGACUUUUGAAGACCUGGAAACCAUGAAACAGCAACUAGAUACGGUCCGCCGUCGAAUCUUGCAACUACAAAACGCACAGUCACUCCUAUUCCGCUUACCAGGAGAGGUUCGAAACAAAAUCAUGCUCUUCGCGAUGCAUGCCGAGCUGGCACAUCGCAAGGAACACUCUCGGCAUAACUUCACCUCUCUCUUCGUCCAACCGGCCUUCUUUCGCACCAGCAGACAGGUGUACGUCGAAUGCCUGGGUGUCUGGCUCAACGAGAUCCUGGUCUGGGAGGAAUUCUCUGUCGACUCGAAGGACUGGCGACGGCUGGAAAUGGCAGAGGUUCGGGAGCUGUGCCACACGGGGGAGAAGUACAGGAUCAUCACGCAGUUAGCACACUGCGAUCUGGGCAGGACAAAGCAGAGUGUCGAAGGCAGUCAGAGUAUUUGUCCCAGGCGGGGGGUGGUGAGGGUGCAGAGCGAUUUGAUUUUGCCGCAGCUCAGGUGGUGGAUUUGGUAA